AUGGGGAAUUCCACAGUAAACCCCGAAGCUCUCGUCCCAAAGUUCAAACUCACUCGUAUUCUGAAUCAAGACCAAGCCGGACGCCGCAGUGUACUCUACGGCACGAUAGACUCCUCACCCGCGAUCCUAAUCCUCGAACGAGCCCCUUUUCCUACCUCUGAAACCUACCUCUCUCAAUUGCCUUCCACUCUAUCGUCAAUAAAGAAUCUUGGCGCGAACGAUGUAUACUUCUGGUACCUCGCCAACAGCUCUCCCUACACAUCAGACGGACAGCCAGCAGACUUCGCCGAUCUAAAGAUCAAUCUAAUAUAUCCGUGUACGGAGCAACACGUGAAGAAGUACAGCAAGCAAGGUGUACGAAUGGUUGUCGAGACGCCGGAGAUUUACAGGGAGCAUGUCAGACCCUACAUGCUAAGCAAACGCGAGCAAGGACGGCUGAAUUGGGUGUGGAACAUAAUUGAUGGAGAAGCGGAAGUGGAAGAUGUGAUAUAUAGGACUCCACGGGGAAGGGAUGGAGACGAGGGUUUCCUGCUAACGCCAGACUUGAACUGGGACCGAAAGACGAUGGAGGGACUACAUUUGCUGGGGUUGGUGGAACGGAGAGAUAUUUGGAGCUUGAGAGAUCUUAAGAAGAAGCAUAUUCCGUGGUUGCGGCAUAUGAGGGAGAAGCUGCUGCAAGCUACGGUCAAGACUUAUCCGGAGCUGGAGGAGGAUCAACUGAAGCUCUAUGUUCAUUACCAGCCGACAUAUUACCACUUCCAUAUCCACAUUGUUCAUGUGGCGUUGGAAGCUGGUAAUACACAAGCGACAGGAAAGGCGAUUGGAUUGGAGAGUAUCAUGGAGCAGUUAAGAACGAUGGAGGGAGACGAAGAUGCUGGUAUGGAGAAAGUUGAUUUGCAUUAUACACUGGGCGAAGCUAGUGAGCUAUGGACGGAGAUAUUCGGGCCUCUGAAGCAG
This is a messenger RNA of Mollisia scopiformis, 957 nucleotides long. Its product is annotated as scavenger mRNA decapping enzyme. Gene Ontology annotation, cellular component: P-body; nucleus. The record is from RefSeq and is a predicted model, not a curated record. Gene Ontology annotation, molecular function: RNA 7-methylguanosine cap binding; hydrolase activity. NCBI's taxonomy places the organism in Eukaryota, Fungi, Ascomycota, Leotiomycetes, Helotiales, Mollisiaceae. The transcript is spliced from 2 exons. The annotation marks the transcript as partial. Gene Ontology annotation, biological process: deadenylation-dependent decapping of nuclear-transcribed mRNA.